This is a messenger RNA of Zea mays, 2327 nucleotides long. RefSeq lists its product as uncharacterized. Gene Ontology annotation, cellular component: Noc1p-Noc2p complex; nucleoplasm; Noc2p-Noc3p complex. The transcript has 13 exons. NCBI's taxonomy places the organism in Eukaryota, Viridiplantae, Streptophyta, Magnoliopsida, Poales, Poaceae. Gene Ontology annotation, biological process: ribosomal large subunit biogenesis. The record is from RefSeq and is marked validated. Bases 53 to 2080 code for a protein of 675 amino acids.
CGCCGAUUCUCCCUAUUGCUUCGCUGUCGCCUGGGAGACGCCGGAGGCGGCGAUGGCGAAGAAGCUAGGGAAGAAGGCGCGCAAGUUCGCGCGCAAGAACCUGCAGUCUGCCGCCAAGCGCAACCGCAAGAUCCGCAACCAGUUCAAGCACCGCCGAGGACCCCGCGGAGGUGGGAGCGCCGGCCGGGAGGAUGGGGACGAGCACGUGCUGCAGCGGGUCCUCGAUCCCACCAUGGUUACCGACGAUGCUGCUGCUACUUUGAUCCACGGUUUGGAGUUUCCAGAGGACGAUGCUGAACUAGAUGCUGAUCUGUCUGACAGUGAUGGUUAUCUUUCUGAGGAUCCUGGAUGUCCAUACUAUUCUGACAGUGAGGAUGAGAAAGCUGCCAAAGAUUGUAUCAUGGAAGAAGGUUUGGACAGACAGAAUGAUGACAUGAAUCGAGAUAUCAAGAAGCAAAAGAAAAAGUUGAAGAAGUUGCUGGAUAAGGACCCUGAAUUUGCAAAUUUUCUCGAAAAAUGGCAGUCGGAGUUGGAGAGCUCCAGAAGUAAAGGAGAUUCUGAUGAAGAGGGUAUGGAUUCUAUGGAUGAUGACGAUGACUCCAAUGAUGGGAAUUUACCAAAUGCUAAGGUCCUUACAAGAAAGACGAUAAGUGAAUGGUGCCAGUUAGUGUCAAAGGAACCUAAAGCACCUGCCUUGCGUAAUCUACUAAAUGCUUUUCGAGAUGCUUGUCGAUAUGGUGUUCACUCUGAUGGGCCCUUGAUGCAGAGAUUUCAAAGUGCCAGGGUGUUUUAUCAAAUAAUAAUGUUUGUUCUUUCUGAGUCGGACAACAUUUUCCGUGCUCUUUUGGAAAUUCAAGAUGACGUUAACAAAGGAAAAAUUAUGAACCUGAGAAAUUCAAAGAAAUGGCUAACUGUUGAUUCUCUCAUAAAGUCCUACUUAUCAAGUUCUCUUGAUCUUCUUAGUCAACUUACAGACAACAAGAUACUUGCCUUUGUUUUGACUCGGUUGAGGGUAUCAGUGGUCCUUUUUUCUGCAUAUCCAUCAACAUCAAGUAGGCUUGUCAAGAUUUUAUUUCGCUUGUGGGCAAGUGGUGAUCGGAGUUUGUCUCUGUCGGCAUUUCUUAUGAUCCGAGAAGUAGCUUCACUGUUACCUGACUGUUUGGAUCACUGUUUAACUAAAUCCUACAAUACAUACCUUGCCAGUACCAAUCUUGUGAAUGACAGAAACACAAAGCAUAUUUAUUUUCUGAUGGACUGCCUGGUAGAGCUGUAUUCUCUUGAUGUUCAGAAAUCAUAUGAGAGGGCAAUAAUCUCCGUGGAGCAACUGAAUGCUAUUCUUAGACAGGCUUCUAAAACCAAGGAAAAGGAAGAUCUCAGGAAGAUAGAUAACUGGCAAUAUAUUAGUUGUGUCAACCUAUGGGUUCGGUUUCUGUGUUGUCACUAUAAGGAUUACAAUCUCCAUCCCUUAUUUUCUCAAGUUCUUCAAGUAAUAAGAGGAGUGGCUCACUUAUUCCCAGGCACAAGGUACUUACCGUUGAGACUGAAGCUUGUGCAGAUGCUGAACGAGCUUUCCACUUGCAGUCAGAUGUUCUAUCCAAUUCCAUCGUUGCUCUUUGACUGCCUAGAAUUAAGAGAAGUUUCUCAGAAAGAACAAACACAAAGAACAAAGAUCAACUUUUCGUCGUUGUUGAAGGUGCCAAAGAACCUGCUGAAAUCAAGGGAUUUUCAAGAGGAGUGUAUUCUUUCAGCGAUUCAGAUUCUAUCAGCACAUUUUGCCCAGUGGAGUUACCAUGUUUCCUUCCCAGAAGUAGCCACCAUUCCUCUUGUCCUCUUGAAGAGGCUACAUGAGCAGACAACAGUCGAAUCACUUCGCCGUCCUAUUAAGCGUUUGAUAGACCAGGUGACGGAGAACAAGGAUUUUAUAGAAAGGAAAAGAGAGGUUGUAUCCUUUUCACCAAAUGAUAAGGCGUCAGUUGAUAGCUUCCUUCAGGAGGAGAAGGUCAGCAGAACCGCUUCAUUCACUCGGUUCUAUGCAUCCGUAGCUGAAAACCGUCAACCAAAAUGGAGAAAAACACUUUAAAAUACCAAGGGAAUUUCUGAGAGACAUCUCACAUCUGGAAUCGGUUGGUUUCCAAGUGAGGGCCACGAAGAACCACAUCAAUGUAGAACAUUUUAGUGCAGAUAUACGCCGAGGCAGCUAUUGUGUAACCUCUAGUGAGACUGAUUCCUACGAGUCCUCGAGUGCUCAACAAUUUUGUACGAUUGUAACCUUAAUUCCGAAGUGAGUUGUCAAGUGAUGAAUGAAAUUUGCUGUUGCUUUUGAAUCU